This is a messenger RNA of Kockovaella imperatae, 1212 nucleotides long. RefSeq names its product mitochondrial carrier domain-containing protein. Gene Ontology annotation, molecular function: FAD transmembrane transporter activity; folic acid transmembrane transporter activity. The coding region runs from base 1 to 1212 and encodes 403 amino acids. The transcript has 7 exons. The record is from RefSeq and is a predicted model, not a curated record. NCBI's taxonomy places the organism in Eukaryota, Fungi, Basidiomycota, Tremellomycetes, Tremellales, Cuniculitremaceae. Gene Ontology annotation, cellular component: mitochondrion. Gene Ontology annotation, biological process: folate import into mitochondrion; nucleotide transport.
AUGUCGCAAGCUCUGUCCGCAUCUCCAUCUCUCUUCGGAGAUCUGUCCAUCGACCAUGCCGUGGCUGGAUUAGGAGCAGGAACAGUCGCGACACUCGUCAUGCACCCUUUGGAUCUCGUCAAAGUCAGAUUUCAACUUGCCGAAACGCCAUUCGUGUCGUCCACUGCUUUAACCAGUACCACCACCCCGCCAACAGGCGUUAUACCUUCUUCAUCUUCCCUGCACGCAUCCUCAUCGGCCUCCUCCUCAUCAUCAUCAUCAUCAUCAUCAUCAUCAUCAUCACCAUCUUCUUCUUAUUCAUCCUCAUCAUCGACACAUGUCUCCACUUCUGGCUCUGGGUCCCGCUCCAGUAUCAGCGCGGCGUUACGCGAUCCACGGCCCCCUCGACUCGGUACAGGCGUUUAUAGAGCCUUAGAAGAAGCUGUCAUUGCGGACGGCUGGAAAGGAUUGUACAGAGGGUUGAUGCCGAAUCUGGUCGGUGGAGCCUCCAGCUGGGGUCUGUAUUUUCUCUUCUACAACAUGAUCAAGAAACAGAUGCAGGGGGAUGAUCCGACGUAUCGCACUACCAGCUCACAACACUUACUCGCUGCGGCUGAGGCCAGCGCCGUGACGGCUAUGCUGACCAAUCCCAUAUGGGUCGUCAAGACUCGUGUGUUCGCAACGGGUCGAAGUAACCCAGCGUACCGUGGUCUCGUCAGUGCAUUUCGUACGAUAUACACCCAGGAAGGCAUUCGAGGACUGUACAAGGGCUCCUUACUCGCUCUCGUCGGCGUAUCCAACGGAUCUAUCCAAUUCGCAACGUACGAAGCUAUCAAGCGGCAUCGAGCGGACCUCAAGAGGAAGAGUUUUGAAUGGAAAGGAAAAGAGUGGAAGGUGGAAGAUGAAAAAUUGACUAAUACCGAAUACAUUCUCGCAUCUGGAUCAUCUAAACUCGUCGCUAUCGCCCUGACUUACCCCUAUCAAGUCGUCAGAGCGAGAAUCCAGAACUUCUCUCCUACACCUUCCAGCCCCAAACUCACCAUACCCGCCUGUAUCUCCGCUACUUUCCGGAACGAGGGGUUCUUGGCCUUUUACAAAGGCUUGGGCACGAACGCUUUGAGGAUCUUACCAGGAACAUGUACGACCUUUGUAGUAUACGAAAAUCUAGUGUGGGCUUUCAGGUCCUUAGCUAUCAAGAAGAAUCGGCAGAAGGACGCCGAUGCAGUGUCAUGA